Closterium sp. Naga37s-1 is the source of this 1419-nucleotide messenger RNA. Lineage: Eukaryota; Viridiplantae; Streptophyta; Zygnematophyceae; Desmidiales; Closteriaceae. The record is from the annotation of a GenBank genome assembly.
AUGUCUCCACCAUUCCAGGACCCCCAUGUUUCCACCAUUCCCGAGUUCGCGGAGUGGAAUUGCCCCCCAGAGCCCUCCGCUUCCGAUUCCGCCCAGGCGCGCGCCAAGCGCUCCUCCGCGCUCUCCCGCCUCAAAGCGCGCCUGCACCGUUCGGGCGGGUCUGGCGACGCGGAGACAUCGGCGGAGAAACAGGAGAAUCCGCCGCCGCAGCAGCCGCAGGAGAAACGGGGCUAUAAGUACACUGCACAGUUUAAAGAGCGGUACGAGCAGGUGAAGGACCGCAGCAAGUUCGACUGGCAGGGCGAAUACGGGAGCUGCAAUAGUGCGUACGGGGCUAGCUUGUGCGAUGGGAACAGCACGCGGUACGAUGGUAGCAGCAUAGGUGGGGGCGGUAGCGUGUGCGGGGAAGAUGUUGGGGUAAAUAACACGUCAGCAUCCGCAGCAGCAGCGCACGCGGCACCAGACGCUGUAGCAGCUCCAGCAGCAGUUGCAACAACAGCAACAUCAGCAUCAGCAGCUACAGCAGCAGCGGCGGCGGCGGCAGCAGCAGCUUCCCUAAUGCUGGAUCUUUCCCAGUGCGAGCAUUCUGAGCUGGCCGAAGCGCACAAUAGCGGGGAUGGCGGCGGUGGCAAGGGGGAAUGCGACGGUGAUAGCAGGGCAAUGGCUGUGGCGCCAACGUCAGCAAUAACACCAGCAGCAGCCGAAGCAACAACCGAAGCAGCAGCAGCAACAGCAGGAUCAGAAGCAGAAGUAGCUGCAGCAAUGGAGGCGGCUGAGGAGAGUGAACCCAGUGAGCGUCAAGUCAUUCCGGCCAGAUUCUAUGGAACUUCCCGAUUCACUGCAAUGUUUUCUCAGCGGGCUGCUCGGCGCAGAAACGAAAAAGCAGCAGCAGCAGCAGCAACAGCAGCCCCUGCUGCUGAGACAGACGACGUUACUGCUGCCACCUCCAUCCCUCAAUCCCCCACCACUGCCUACACUACAUCCUCAAUUCCCACAGCUUCCGCCAAUGCAGCUAUCCCUGCUGCUGUGUCUCCUACCGCUGUGAGCAUGUGCACUCCCACCAGUGCUUCCACUGGCAAGGGCAGCAGGCUGGACCGCUCUGAUACCAGUGAGCCCAGCAGCAGCCGCAACAGCAGCAGCAGCAUCAGCAGCAGCAGCCUCGCCAGCACCAAGCUACGCGAGGGGAGCACUGGUACCGAAAAGUUGGAUUCUAUCCCAGCAGGGCCAGCAGCUGCUUGCACUGAGCUCACAGCGAGUCAGAGUCAGAAGAACGGUGGCCGCCGGAGCAGCAGCGGCAGCAGCCCUUUUGAGAACAUGGCUUGGCCCACGCCUCAGCCGAAGCUGGCUGCUCGGAUCAGCAGGGAGAAGAAGCGAGCCAAGUUGCAGGGGCUAUGGGCACUAUUCCAACGAAUGCUUUGA